AGCUUUGCCCAUUUUCUCUCGCCCCCAUGACACCCUCAUCGCAAUUACCCCACUAAUCAGGGGAACUAUCUUUGGAGGCUUAUUAGUCACAAGUCGUCAGUGACUCACGGCGGUGAAAUGUAAAACCCUCGCUGCCAAAAUUAGAUUGGUGUAAAAGUUGACAUGCGGCCAGCAAUCUCUUGUGCUACAUUAAAGGCGUUCAACCCUCAUAACCCUUGAAAUGGUGUCACCUGAGCUGCCUCAGCUCCACACCUCUCCUCCCAUGGCUAAACCCGCCGCACGGAACAAAGCCUCUUUCUCGCUCGCCGACAGUCUUCUCUUUCUCGGCGGAGCAUUUGUCGCUCUUUUGCUUGUUUGGAGCCUCUGGUCCAUCGUUAGCCCUAGCCCCAACCCCACCGGAAUUUUCGGGACCUUCGGCUUAGGCGGCUCUCAAUCCAAGUCCAGCAUUGAUUCGCGAAAUUGCGGGGCGGAUGUUGACCGGCGCUACGACCCGGACGAGACGACCUUCUACGACGAACCGGAGAUGAGCUACUCGCUUGGGAAACCGGUCAAGGACUGGGACGAGAAGCGGAGAGAGUGGCUGAAGCAGCAUCCGUCGUUCGCCGCCGGAGCACGUGAUCGCGUUCUUAUGUUGACUGGAUCGCAGCCGUCGCCUUGUAAGAAUCCCAUCGGCGACCACUUGCUGCUGAGGUUCUUCAAGAACAAGGUUGACUACUGUCGGAUCCACGGCUGCGAUGUCUUCUACAACAACGUCUUUCUGCACCCGAAGAUGGUCUCGUACUGGGCCAAGCUUCCAGUGGUCAGGGCCGCCAUGCUAGCCCACCCGGAGGCCGAGUGGAUCUGGUGGGUUGAUUCGGACGCGUUGAUCACGGACAUGGAUUUCAAGCUCCCCCUGGACCGCUACAAGGAUCACAACCUUGUCGCUCACGGCUGGUUCCACGUGAUUUACGAUGAGAAGAGCUGGACGGGCCUGAACGCCGGGGUGUUCCUCAUACGGAACUGUCAGUGGUCCAUGGACCUAAUAGACGUGUGGGCAGGCAUGGGCCCGCAGAGCCCGGAAUACCACAAGUGGGGCCAAAUCCUCAGAUCAACGUUCAAGGACAAGCUGUUCCCGGAGUCGGACGAUCAGUCGGCCCUGAUUUACCUGAUCUACAAAGAGAAAGCAAAAUGGGCGGACAAGAUUUAUUUAGAGGGCGAGUACUACUUCGAGGGUUACUGGCACGAGAUACUGGGGACGCUGGAUAACAUCACCGACAGGUACACGGAUAUGGAGAGAGAGGACGCCACACUGAGGAGGAGGCACGCGGAGAAAGUGAGCGAGCGAUACGCUGCGUUUAGGGAAGAGCGUCAUCUGAAGGAGGCUGGGAACGGAAGAGGGAGCUGGAGAAGGCCGUUCAUCACGCACUUCACGGGGUGUCAGCCGUGCAGCGGGAACCACAAUGAGAUGUACACUGGGAACUCGUGCUGGGAUGGGAUGCGAAAGGCUUUGAAUUUCGCGGACAAUCAAGUGCUUCGCAACUUCGGUUUCGUGCACCCGGAUCCACUGGAUUCCUCCGUCUCGACUGUGCCGUUUGAUUACCCUUGGUAAAAACAAAGUAUUUACUAUUACCGUGUGAGAUACGGCGUGCCAUUGUGCAUUAAAAUCUAGUAGAGUAAGACUAUGAAAUGUAGGUUAUUGUUCAAAUUUACUUUUAAAAAUUAGUGCAUGAUCGAAGGAUAAUCUCCCUUAUGAUGGGAGAAUCAUGUUUUGUUCCUUUCUUUUCUAUUUUAAAAGAUAUUUAUUAGGUUA
Alnus glutinosa is the source of this 1789-nucleotide messenger RNA. RefSeq names its product putative glycosyltransferase 7. Gene Ontology annotation, cellular component: trans-Golgi network; endosome; membrane. NCBI's taxonomy places the organism in Eukaryota, Viridiplantae, Streptophyta, Magnoliopsida, Fagales, Betulaceae. Bases 221 to 1588 code for a protein of 455 amino acids. Gene Ontology annotation, molecular function: galactosyltransferase activity. The record is from RefSeq and is a predicted model, not a curated record. The transcript has a single exon.